Lineus longissimus is the source of this 2170-nucleotide messenger RNA. RefSeq names its product tRNA-queuosine alpha-mannosyltransferase-like. The transcript has 8 exons. Gene Ontology annotation, molecular function: protein binding; glycosyltransferase activity. Bases 104 to 2080 code for a protein of 658 amino acids. NCBI's taxonomy places the organism in Eukaryota, Metazoa, Nemertea, Pilidiophora, Heteronemertea, Lineidae. The record is from RefSeq and is a predicted model, not a curated record.
CGAGUUGGCAAGUCCUAAAUUUCGGUCUGCUAUUUUGACAAAAAUGGUGAUUUUGAAUACCUAAAGACAAUUAAUAGGUGUUUUCUGACAUUCAGGUUUGACAAUGGAUGCUGAAGAACAUGAGGCCACCGAAUCAGAAGUUAGAGAGAUGCUGGAAUUGCAGAUAUCUGAGGUUGAAAUGUUGGCGAGCAUGUUUCCAAAUCCUGGCGAAUUUUGCCCAGAAGAAGAUGGAGAUGCUGUCCUUUUCAUCCAGAAAUAUCUCGAUGGAAAGCUGAAAUAUGAAUUGCUUUUACACCGGAUUGGGUUUACGAUUAAGUUUUCUGAAGAUGUUUGCAAGACUGAUAUUGAACUCGUCUGCCGUUUCCCUCACAAAUAUCCUGCAGAUCUGCCCGACAUUUUCACCAGGACGAAACUGCCAAAUACCCAGCACAAGAAAUUUAGCGAGGACCUCUAUAGCUAUGUCCAGGAACUUGAACGAGGGGAACUCUGUAUGUUUUCAAUCGUACAAUGGAUUCAAGAAAAUAGUGAACAUUAUUGUGAUCUAAUGUUAGCUGGUGAAACUGUUGAAAAAGUCACGAGUUACGAACCAGAAUCAUUCACAAGAAUGUGGAUAUAUAGUCAUCACAUUUACAAGAGAGACAUGGCCUUGAAUCAACCAGAGAUUCUGCUGAUUGAGCCUUUCUAUGGAGGAUCCCAUAAACAGCUAAUGGACCUCCUGACGGCCGAGUUUCAGGGCUCGGAACUUGUCACAAUGACGGCCAAGAAGUGGCAUUGGCGAGCUAGGACAGCCAGUCUGUACCUGUCCCAAACAAUACCAAGGAGAGAAUCUUACAGGGUCUUGUUUGCAAGCUCUGUCCUGAAUUUGGCUGAGCUGGUGUCUCUGCGGCCAGACUUGGCCAAGCUGAAAAAGGUGAUGUACUUCCAUGAGAACCAGUUAGUGUAUCCGGUGAGGAAGCAGCAGGAUCGGGACUUCCAGUAUGGUUACAACCAGAUUCUAUCUUGUCUUGUGGCAGAUGUGGUCAUCUUCAAUUCGAAAUUCAACCGCGAUUCCUUCCUGGAGAACAUAUCAAAAUUCUUUAAAUUAAUACCAGAUUACAGGGCUAAGAACCUGAAGGAAAUGAUCAGUCCGAAAUGUACAGUGAUAUACUUUCCUUUGAAAUUACCUCCAAAAACCUCAGGCCAAGAUCUCCCAUCCGAUGAGAAAAUACAGUCAGGUGAUUGCGAUGUUCUGGUGGAAAAAAUGGACUGCGGGGAUGAUGUGGAAAGGUCAUCCAAACUUCUGAACACAAAUGCUACUGCAAUUCAAGGAAGUGACGCUGCAAGUUCUCAAAAUGAUACCAGGGAAAAGGUGAAAUUGACUGAAGAUGGAUUUAGUUUUCAAGACAUUAUUGUAGACUCUGGAUGUUCUGGCAAGGAAAACCAAAGUGAAAUUCUUGAUCAUGAUGAUGAUGAUAGAUUGACAGGACAAUUGUCUGAUCAAAAAGAGUGUGCAGACCCCAGAUUCGAAGGAGUAACAUUGAAUGUUGAAUCUGUGCUCUCUUGCAAUGAUGGGAGUCCCUUGCAUAUUGUCUGGCCCCAUAGAUGGGAACAUGACAAGGGACCGGGUGUCUUCUUCGAGACCCUUUACAAACUGAAAGAAGAGGAGCUUGAUUUCGAGGUGUCCGUCUUGGGGGAAACUUAUCUAGAAAUACCAGCUAUAUUCACCGAGGCCAGGGAGAAGUUGUCCAGCCACAUCCUGCACUGGGGGUUCGUAGAAAGUAAAGACGACUAUUACAAGGUGCUGAGAUCUGCAGAUGUGGUUGUCUCAACUGCCAAUCAUGAAUUCUUUGGUGUGGCAAUGUUGGAAAGUGUUUAUCUUGGGUGUUAUCCACUGUGUCCGAAUCGCCUGGUCUAUCGAGAAAUAUUUCCAGGCGACCACCUCUACAACACCGACCAGCAGCUCUUCAAGAGACUACGUAAUUUCUGCCGCGAACCCAAGAUGUGUCGGCGUGCCAAAGUUGAUGUGGAUGUGGAAAAAUACAGCUGGGGAAAGCUACAGCCGGUUUUCAAGGAAUUGUUGUCUUGGGAGACAAGAAUCUAAAUCAUUUGCAGUUACUGGGACAUUUCAGCAUGCGAUUCAGACCCUUUUUACAAGGCCAGUGCGGACAUUUGGACAUUACAUCUACAGUGA